AAAACAAAAAAGCAAGAGACGAGUCACGCCAGAAGAGAUGACAAUGACUACAAUGCCAGAGAGUCUUAAUAGCCCAGUCUCAGGAAAGAACGUUUUCAUGGAAUUUGGGCCACCAAGUCAGCAAAUGUCGCCUUCAUCCAUGUCUCACGGACACUAUUCCAUGCACUGUUUACAUUCUGCUGGCCAUAGUCAGCACGAGAGUUCGUACAGUCCGGCCUCAUCCUUCCCCAGAUCUUUGGGUUAUCCAUACGUCAACUCAGUCGGCAGCCAUUCCUCGAGUCCGUAUAUCAGUGCCGUGCAGACAUACCCAAACAGCACGGCACUAACACAGACGCGGUUAGAAGACGCAGCCGCUGAAACAGAGAAAAACACUGUCGUGGAGGGCGGUGAGGUACGAUUCAAUGGUAAAGGGAAGAAGAUCCGCAAACCUCGGACAAUAUAUUCCAGUUUACAACUUCAAGCACUAAACAGAAGAUUUCAGCAAACGCAAUAUUUGGCACUUCCAGAGAGAGCAGAACUGGCCGCAUCUUUGGGGCUCACUCAAACACAGGUGAAAAUUUGGUUUCAAAACAAGCGAUCUAAGUUCAAGAAGCUGAUGAAGCAAGGCGGCGGAACAAUAGACCCUAAUGCAUUGGCCAAUGGCCGCGGACUUUCCACUGGUUCUCCAACGGUGGCUCCGGUUUGGAACUCGUCAGCAACUGUGAAAACGUCUGUGGGCACGCCGGGUUCUUACAUACCAAGUUACACUUCAUGGUACCCGACAGCGCAUCAAGACUCUAUGCAGCAGCCACAGUUGAUGUGACCUUGAUCGACAGUCCCACACAUUUUUUUCUCUAUGGAUGGCUCAGAAGGCCUUGGGUCAGUUACCGAGCUUUGUACCCUGAUCCACUGCAGCUAAGCACCGAUAGAAUCAGGAGCCGACAGAAGUUUUCGGCAUUCACUUAAGAUCAGCUGCCUACAGAACUUUCCAGAAGGAUAGAGACUCACGAGACAGCAUCGGCUUCGUCAAAGGGCAAGACCGUUCAGUCCGCUGUAUCACACAGGAAAUUGCCGUGAAAGUGGGUCAUUCAAGCUGCUGCUGUUUUUUUGUGUGACAUUUCUAUGUGUGUAAAAGUAAUUAAAUUAAACUGUAUUAGCCUAAGUCAGAAAUAUAUUUAUGUAGGAUUGAUUUAUUAUUAUUUUGAAUUAUUAGCGUAUUACUGUUUUGUGCUAAUUGCGCCGAGUGUUUAAUGGAGAGAUGAAAACGUUUCAUAGGUUCAAAUAAGAGUAGCCUAACCGUGAGCUGUCAUCUACAGUGCCUCUGCGUUUCUGAAUGGAGUUUCAGGUUAUAGGCCACUGGAAAGUUUAGUAGAGCCAACGUGACAAAAUCACCCAAUCUGAAUUCCCUGAGACGAAAUUAAGCAACAUCCUCGGAAUAGUGAUUCUACAGAUUUUGGGCCCAAGAAAUACGCAUUGGAUCUAAAAAAAAAAAAAGUCCAGUCAGAUGUUCUACAAAAAGAAGACUUGAACCACUUUGACGAGUCUUCAUCUGUUUGUUUUGUAUGUUUAUUUAAGAUAAUUUAUUUGAUUUUUUUUUUGUCGGCCUGUAUGUUUAUUUAAGAUGAAUAUGUUUUAAAUUAUGAACUGACAGCACAUGUUUGCAUGUAAAGGCAAGCUAUAGUGCAAAAGGGACCUAGGCUAUGUGGCUGAUAUUGCGGGGAAACAAAAUGGAGAUUAAAUACAAAAAUACCUUUUCUGAGAUAUUUUUUAAAAAGAAGAGACAACCGCUAUGUACAGAAAAAAACAUGACCAACUUUGGUUUGUGCUGUAAUUAAUGCUUUGUGGAUUUUUUAAACAUGUUCAUUCAAAUUGUGUCUAGCAGUCUAUAGGAAAAUAGUUUUAUAUGGAAUCAAUUAAUUUAUUGUUUUGUUUCACUUAAGUCUUGUAAAUAACGUGUAAACUUACAGUAAAACUGAUUUAA
This is a messenger RNA of Clupea harengus (Atlantic herring), 1960 nucleotides long. It is a transcript of the gene dlx1a, whose product is annotated as distal-less homeobox 1a. Gene Ontology annotation, biological process: embryo development; cell differentiation; negative regulation of transcription by RNA polymerase II. Gene Ontology annotation, molecular function: RNA polymerase II cis-regulatory region sequence-specific DNA binding; DNA-binding transcription factor activity, RNA polymerase II-specific. The record is from RefSeq and is a predicted model, not a curated record. Lineage: Eukaryota; Metazoa; Chordata; Actinopteri; Clupeiformes; Clupeidae.